GAAACUACAGGCCAACAUCUCUCAUGUAACCUAGAUGCAACAAUCCUCAACAAAAUAUUAGCAAAUUGAAUCCAACAAUGUAUGAAAAGAAUUAUACACCAUGACCAAGUAGGAUUUCUCCAAGGUAUGCAAGGCUGGUUCAACAUUCAAAAAUCAAUUAACACUCCCAGGGCUCCCGCUAUCAACGUGGCUCGCUUGCGCCCCGGAAGCUGCCCCUUCUCGGGGGUCAUGAUGGGCAGCAAGAUGGCGUCUGCCAGCAGGGUCAUCCAGGUAGUCAAGCCACACACUCCAUUCAUAAGAUUUCCUGACAGAAGAGACAAUGCUAAACCCAAUGUAUCAGAAGCUUUGAGAUCAGCAGGGCUACCGUCUCACUCUUCUGCAAUUUCCCAGCAUUCUAAGGGAAGUAAAUCACCAGAUUUGCUGAUGUAUCAGGGUCCACCAGACACUGCAGAGAUAAUAAAAACAUUGCCUCAGAAAUGUAGAAGGAAACUUGUGUCUCAAGAAGAAAUUGAAUUUAUCCAACAUGGAGGUCCAGAGUAAUCACUGUGGCUGCUGUUUGUCAUCAGACAAAAGAAUUAUCUUUACAAUAAAUGACUUCUAAAGUGAAAAAUGA
Messenger RNA from Lemur catta (Ring-tailed lemur), 613 nucleotides. RefSeq names its product 28S ribosomal protein S36, mitochondrial-like. Gene Ontology annotation, biological process: 2-oxoglutarate metabolic process. The record is from RefSeq and is a predicted model, not a curated record. The coding region runs from base 82 to 540 and encodes 152 amino acids. NCBI's taxonomy places the organism in Eukaryota, Metazoa, Chordata, Mammalia, Primates, Lemuridae. The transcript has a single exon.